AUGAGCGAGUCCAAUAGGCUGUACGGCAAGUCACCGUCGCCUAAUGCACACCACCGCCGCGGAUACCAGGCCUGUGAUCCAUGUCGGAAACGCAAGGUCAAGUGCGACCUAGGAAGUGUUGAUAACCCACGUCCCCCACCAUGCGUUCGAUGUCGGCGCGAAAGCAAACGAUGCGAAUUCUCAGCUACUCGCCGCAAGCGCAAAGGCUCCGAUGCCCUCGAGGAAACCGAGGCACCAGCCAUUCUUCACCGCGACAAGCGGAUGAUGAUCGGAGAAGUCGCCAAGGUCGAGGGCACGAGUGAAGGCCCUUCAUUCUCACCCUCCGAGCCACCCCAGUUCGAGCCUGAACCCGUGCGCACUCAGCAGAGAUGGCCCGAGGCAUCCCCCGCACCUGCACCGCAGCGGUACACACCCAGCGCCCCAAUAUCUCGUGUUCCCACGUAUCCCCUCGAGCGCGCACCUGCACCCAGCUAUGGAGGACCGCCAAUGAUGAACCGCACGGCGGUGGAGCUGCUGUCGCCUGCAAUUACGAACACGCAUGAUGCUCUGCAUCUGCUUUCUGAGGCUGCGGGGAGGACCGAGGACCUCAACCGCCAGAGCCUGGAGAAUCGCUUGGCUGCACGGCAGUCGGUGUCUUCAUUUAACUCUGGACCUUCGCCUUUACCUCAAGUUAGUUCGCCGCGGAGCUUGGGUGGGUCCUUUGUGCGGACUCCCCGGUCAGGAAUGUCCAUGGGAGGCUCUACCUACUAUCCGGCUGGAGCUUCUGGGCCUGUAGAUCCUCAGAUUGUGGACCCUGGGCCUCAACAAGAGACCGCGGUUAAUAAGCCCCAAGAACAGGAUUAUCUUGAUGCAAUCCGAGCAUGGUCGCGGUUGCGAUUUGUUCGCGCUGGAUGGCUUACUGUCGAAGAGGGCAUGGACUAUGUUGCAUACUACUAUGAAAACCUUGCGCCGAUGAGUCCAGUGGUGAUUCCGGAUUUCUCUCACCCGUCCACUCAUCGUGCAUUACUCACUGAUGAGCCUGUGUUGGCAGUUACCAUCCUCACCAUCGCCUCGCGGCAUCUGAAGCCGAAAGGUGACGGUGCUAACACACGAGCGUUUUACAUCCAUGACCGUCUUUGGGCAUACCUGCGUAGUAUGAUUGAACGCCUAUUCUGGGGACAAGAAAAGUUCGAUGCUGGGACGGUGGGUAUUGGGCGACCUCGGUCUCUCGACUUGGGAGCCCCAGCAUCAGGAGGCAAGUCUGGCGCGAAAGGACAGUUGAGAUCUUUGGGAACCGUUGAGGCUAUGCUACUUCUUACAGAGUGGCACCCACGAAAUCUUCACUUCCCACCUGGUGAUGAUGAGAAUUCGCUUCUGGAUACGGAUGCUCAAACACAGGGUCGAGGUGAUAACCUCGAUCAUGACGGCGAAAACACCGGCAACCGAGGCGCAGAAGGCCGAGUUGCUUUCCAAAAAUGGCUGGAGCCAGCCUGGCGAUCAGACCGCAUGUCAUGGAUGCUUUUGAGUACGGCGCAAGCUCUCGCCUUCGAAUUGGGUGUUUUUGAUCCAAAAGGAGAAACAAAAGGCGCGAACGAGUCGCCGAGUGAGCAAACUCGUAAACGCAGACUGCGUCGACUGAUUCUCGUGUUCAUUACGCACAGCAGCGGUCGUCUAGGUAUUCCGUCUAUGCUUCCGCUUCCUCAAUGGGGACAGGAUAUUACUCCUAUUCCCACUGAUGCACAAGAUGGAGAUACCAAUAUCGAUCAGAUGCAGGACUGCUGGAUUAGCGUCUCUAAAAUCGUCUACCAGGCCAACCAUCUCUUGUUUGCGUCUAGUGAUCAAACAAUGGAAUUGAUUCGGACUGGGCGGUACCGUGAUCAAAUCGAUCGGUUCCAACCAUAUCUACGCGAGUUCAGGCAGCAGCUUGACAGUGUUCCUAACUUGUCACCGGCUAUGCGGAGUGUCUUGCUGAUUGAAGUGGAGUAUACUCGACUUUACAUCAACUCUCUUGCAUUGCAAGCUGUUGUUGAUCGAUGGACGACUAUGUCCAAUGAGUCUGCUCAAUCUCAAGCUGGACGGCCGGGUUCUGGCCCAUCCAAUAGCAGUGGCUGGUUCCAGACGUUGAUGGAGCUCUACCGUGUCAAUGAGCAUUACAUUCAGGAAGUUAUCGAUUCUUCGCGCAAGAUUUUGACGACAGUGUUGGAAGGCCUUGUACCGGAAGGCCGGCUCAGACACGCACCCAUUCGAACCUUCUUCCGAAUCCUGUCUGGCAUGAUCUUCAUCUUGAAGACCUUCACACUAGGCGCUAGAGAAGAUGACGUGCGAGUCUCCUUGGACUUGCAAGACCGGACAGUGGAGGCACUACGCCUUUACGUCGUAGAUGACGUGCACUUGAGCAACACAGUAGCGCGACUACUAGAGCUUCUCACAAGCAGCAUCCGCACCCGCUUCCUCCGAUUCGCACCGCACGACCGCGGCGCCGACGGCGAAGCCCACGACCGCACUUCAGUCCCCGGCUCUCAAGCCCAUUCCCCACCGCGCGAGAGCACAUCUCGCCGCGACGGCCCGCACACAGGCUGGUCCGCAACCCCAGGUCAAGAAUCAACUCCAAGCGGGGUGGGUCUAGGGUAUGUCGACAACGCAGGCCACGCGAUGGGAUCAGGCCACGAUCCACUGGCGAAUAUCCCCGCGCAGCCAAUCAACUCGUCCAACCAUAACGUCUCUUUCAUGCCGCCUCCCCCAUCCGUCUACUACAACUACUACGACUCGAACUCCGGCGUUCCUGCCAGCGACAUGGAUAGAUCAUCGCCGAACCAUGUCCCCUCUUCUCAACCCAUGAGCGACAGCCAUGCGAACCCGGGCGCUCUUCCGGAUUGGUUUGCCUUGCCUCUGGAUCAAUUCUUUAACAGCUCCACUGGGGUUGUUGACCAGGGUCUUGGCGGGACGGGCCCUAUGCUUGGCGAGUUUGACAUGCUCGAGGUCCUUCUUAAUGAGGGCUAUGAUGGGAAUGCGAAUGGCGAGGGUGAAUCUGGUGGACUUUCAUCCCAAUACCUGCCUUCAUGA
This is a messenger RNA of Penicillium antarcticum, 3042 nucleotides long. RefSeq names its product Zn(II)2Cys6 transcription factor domain-containing protein. Gene Ontology annotation, biological process: positive regulation of transcription by RNA polymerase II; aromatic amino acid catabolic process. Lineage: Eukaryota; Fungi; Ascomycota; Eurotiomycetes; Eurotiales; Aspergillaceae. The record is from RefSeq and is a predicted model, not a curated record. Gene Ontology annotation, cellular component: nucleus. The transcript is spliced from 5 exons. Bases 1 to 3042 code for a protein of 1013 amino acids. Gene Ontology annotation, molecular function: zinc ion binding; DNA-binding transcription factor activity, RNA polymerase II-specific.